Molecule: messenger RNA, 2253 nt
Organism: Lagenorhynchus albirostris (white-beaked dolphin)
Lineage: Eukaryota; Metazoa; Chordata; Mammalia; Artiodactyla; Delphinidae
Gene: DSTN
Product: destrin, actin depolymerizing factor
Exons: 4
Coding region: 314-877 (187 amino acids)
Biological process (GO): cell motility; actin filament fragmentation; actin filament severing
Cellular component (GO): actin cytoskeleton; cytoplasm; actin cortical patch
Molecular function (GO): actin filament binding
Source: RefSeq, a predicted model, not a curated record
AGCUGUUGGGGGAGGACCUCGCCCCCGCCCCACAGGCCAGAGCUGGUGAGGGGUACCCGGUGCCCCUUCUCCGGAAGGCGAGGAAGACCCCGCCCCCGCGGAGUCGGGGUUGGGGGGGGACUGCCGGGGCGGGGCGUUGCCAGGCCGGCCGGUUGCGUAGCAACGGUGGGCAGCGCGUGACGUGCGCCGCCGCGUCUGGGCCCGAGGCGCCCGCCAGUCCCUGGGAGGUUAGUGGGGCUGCUGUGAGGAGGUCGCUCCGCAGACUUGGUGCUCGCCGGCUCCCUCUCCGCGCUCUGCGGCCGCCGCGGCGAAGAUGGCCUCAGGAGUGCAAGUUGCUGAUGAAGUAUGUCGCAUUUUUUAUGACAUGAAAGUUCGGAAGUGCUCCACACCAGAAGAAAUCAAGAAAAGAAAGAAAGCUGUCAUUUUUUGUCUCAGCGCAGACAAAAAGUGCAUCAUUGUAGAAGAAGGCAAAGAGAUCUUGGUUGGAGAUAUCGGUGUAACCAUAACGGAUCCUUUCAAGCAUUUUGUGGGAAUGCUUCCUGAAAAAGAUUGUCGCUAUGCUUUGUAUGAUGCAAGCUUCGAAACAAAGGAAUCCAGAAAAGAGGAGUUGAUGUUUUUUUUGUGGGCUCCAGAACUAGCACCUCUGAAAAGUAAAAUGAUCUACGCAAGCUCCAAGGAUGCAAUCAAAAAGAAAUUUCAAGACGCAUCUGUGUCCAGAGGAGAGUGGCCUCAGUCCUUGGGCUGGCCAGUUAUAUUUGACUUGCCACUGGGUGAUUGGGACCCUGAUGAGAUGGCCUGGACGCACUUACUGUCUCCAGCCAGGAGGAGAUGUUGGUAUGAUGGACAGAGCAUGGGGCAAGUGCCCUUAGCCCGCUGAGGGCUAAGCUUGUCGUCUGAGUGCUGUGUGACCUCCACGGGCCGGGUUCUCCCAGCUGGGAACGGGAGGUGCACAGUAGAAGAGGUGGCCCCCUACCUUCCUGCUGUGGCCGCUCCAGACAGCUGGGAGAGCCGCGGUCACAGGGCUUGGCCUAGGGUCAUUUUCAUUUUGCUUGUUUUACUGUGACUGAUUUUUAUAUUCUUGUAGUAGAUCGGGUUUGCCCUAGCGUGUUUUACUUGGGAAAACAAAGUUCUCGCUUCCUUUCCUGCAUCGUGCAGUCCUCGUCAGGCUCCUCAUGUGCUUGGUUUGGUGUCGGGCUGCCCCUAGAAGUGUGUGCACUGGCCGGGGAGCUGGUGUUUUGACGUGACCCCUUAGCUUCAGCACUGGCACAGGGCACCCCAGAGGGCGUCGGAGUGGAUUCCUCCUCGCUCUGCGGUGCGUUCCAGUAAAGGAGCUGCUCCGUGGACUUGAUCUGCUGACGUGAAAGACCAUCUCCCUGGUGCCUUUUUUCCUGGUGAAACCUUCGCUGGCUUUCUCCAGUCAGUCCUGAGUGGUCCAAAAGCUGACCUGCUGUGCUUUCAGCAGCUUAAGAAAUGGUCUUAAAAUUAUGGAAAAUCAGAAAAUGCAGCUGUUUAAAAGAGAGCAGCUGUUUACAGAGAAGCUACUGUAUAUGAUUCCAUAAUUGAGCUCCUUUUGUGCAGUGUGGUGUUGUAAUUUUGAUGAGAAGGCGAUCAGUAAAACAUUUUACAUAGUCUUAAUUGUGACAGAUUUCUUGAUGUAUUGUGCGGUGUCACUGGAGACCUGUUUUCUGGAGCAGAAGUGAUCCCAUUUGUAAGUGCUCUUAUUCCUCAAUUCAGUUGACUAAAUCAACUGUACGAUCAAAACAUCAAAUUCAUAUGUUUCUGUAUAUUUCAAAAACCAAGAAAAACUUCCUAGACCUGCUUUUUAACUUGUUGAAAUACAGCGCAUCUGUAGAAAAGCGUACGUGAAUUACGGUUGUUUCCUGGUUUAAUGACCAGCGCCCCGAAGCCUUCCCGGUGCCCCUCCUCACACCACUGCCCCUACUUCUUCCCCCCAGGGACACCAGUCCCCUGGCUCCUAACAGCAUAAGGUAGCUCUGGCUGAUUUUGUGUUAUACGAGUGGAACCGUCUAGAACAUACGCUAUUAAGUCUGGCUUCUUUUUGUCAGCAUUAGUCUGUGAGAGUCAUUCGUGAUGAUGCAUGUGGUUACAGAUUGCUCGUCACUGUGUGCUAUUCCGUGGUUUGUAUAUGCCACGGCUUUCCCACCCACGUUUGAACUGGUCUUUUAAAACAGUUGGAUAUCUUAGAGAAAUACGUAAGCUACUGCCAUAAUUCUAAAUAGAAUUGUUGUUUUU